Messenger RNA from Scheffersomyces coipomensis, 1365 nucleotides. RefSeq lists its product as uncharacterized. Lineage: Eukaryota; Fungi; Ascomycota; Pichiomycetes; Serinales; Debaryomycetaceae. The record is from RefSeq and is a predicted model, not a curated record. The coding region runs from base 1 to 1365 and encodes 454 amino acids. The transcript has a single exon.
AUGUCAGAGUCUAAUAAUGAAGGUGGUAGUAGUCAACCGACUCGUAAUGCCAACAGGAAGAAUAGGAACCCCAAAGGUAACAAAUCCAACAAUGCAAAUAACAGUUCCAAUGGUACUGGUAAUAAUAAUAAUAAUAGAAAAAGAAUAGUACGAAACAAUAAUAAGUCGAGAUCAAGUACCCCAAUUAACACUGAUCCAACUCAAGAUUCUAAAUUCUUACAAAUAUCCAAGUUAAUCAGGACGUUUAAACCAGUUACUGUUAAUGGUAUAUCAGCUAAGAAACUUAUUGAUAAUAUUAAACAACGAGAAACUCAAGAUCCUCAAUAUUUCAAACAAUAUAAGAAUCAUGCUCGAUUAUCAAAUUUACAAAAAUAUUUAUUAGAAUUCAUUAAAAACAAUCCCGAUUCCAUUAUUUAUAUUUCAUUCAUAAUUAAACCAUCUGAUCCUGAAUUUCCCUUUGAUUUAGAUAGAUUAAAGAUUAAUCUUAGUAUACCAGUUAAAUAUCCUCAAGAUAGACCAUCAAUUGUGGUAUUAAAUGAAGAAAUCCCAAGAGGAUUUGCUAUUAAUAUCGAACUUGGAUAUAGAAGAAUCAUUAAUCUAGCUCAGAAUUUAAUUGAAAAAGAUGAAGAUAUAGAAUUAGUUUCAGGUCAAGGAUUAUUAUCAACAGUAUUAACUUUGGAUAAAUAUUUAGAAUUGUUUUUAAAACAAGAGAAGAGAGAAACAUUUAAAUUUGUUAAGCCAGUGGGUAAAAAAGUAAAUAAAACAGAAGUGGUGAAUCCAUUGGAAGUGAAUGAAAAGACACAAGAAGAUGACGUUGAUAAGUUGUCACAUUCAGAUCUGAUUAAUGUUGGUAAAGUUGAUGCUAAAACGAUAGAUCAUAGAAAUGAUAUAAUUGAUCAAUUCAUAAAUAAAUUAGGUCAAGAUUCCGUCAAAUUAUUUAAAUCAACUAAACAAGAAAGUCAUUAUAAAAUCAGUUUACCACUUCCUCAUAACACCAAUCAAAUUCCAAAUUUAUGGCAAUUAAAUAAAGGAUUAGAUAUUUUAAUUAAGAUUCCAAUUAAUUAUCCUCAAUCAAAUUAUUCUAUAACCAUGUUAAACAAUUUCAAUACUAAUUUGAUAUUGAAAUAUGAAGCUAAUAAAGAUCAAAAAUCGAUAUUUGAAUUAACUAAACAUUAUAAACAAAUUGAACGGAAUUUUAAUGGGAAUGUAACUAAUUUUAAAUUUGAACCUAAUGGAACAACCAAUGUUUUAUUAAUGACGAUGAAUUGGUUAAGUUUAUACAUGGGAAGGUUUUGUUUAGAUAGUAAUGAAUUCGGCCAAUGGAAAGAAAACGUUCAUAAGUUACAAUUACAAUUACAAGUAUAG